UUAUUGAUCAAACUAAGAUUUUCAUCACCAUGGCAACUAGACUCUUGUGCUUUGCAACAUUAAUGCUUACUGCAAGCAUCUUAGUAUUAGGAAUUUCUGCUCAAAUUGAAUGUGGUGGUAACCCAAAUGAAAUGAGGCAAUGUAUAAGUUUCAUUCAAAAGGAAGGGCCAAAAAUUCCACCAUCAGAAUCUUGUUGUGCAGCAUUAAAAAGUGCUGAUAUCUCGUGUUAUUGCAAAUAUUUAACAUUAAUACCUGAUAUUGAGAAAAGGUUCAGCAUAGAAAAAGCUUUGUAUGUGGCAAAAACUUGUCAGGCUCAAAAUAUUCCUACAGAUAAGUGUGGAAGUUAUACUAUUCCUCAUCCUCCUUCAUCUAAGGCUUAAAGACAACAUUGAAUGCAUGAAACUAAUGCAAAUGAAUAAAAUAAAAUAAAAUAGACAUGUGAUUUGUCUUUUUAGUUAUUAAUUUAUAUUGUCUCUUCAUUUGAUUUGUAUUUAAAUGAGUUAAAUGAAAUGAUUUCACU
Vicia villosa (hairy vetch) is the source of this 520-nucleotide messenger RNA. RefSeq names its product putative lipid-transfer protein DIR1. Lineage: Eukaryota; Viridiplantae; Streptophyta; Magnoliopsida; Fabales; Fabaceae. The transcript is spliced from 2 exons. The record is from RefSeq and is a predicted model, not a curated record. Bases 30 to 380 code for a protein of 116 amino acids.